Dentiscutata erythropus is the source of this 704-nucleotide messenger RNA. The record is from the annotation of a GenBank genome assembly. Lineage: Eukaryota; Fungi; Glomeromycota; Glomeromycetes; Diversisporales; Gigasporaceae.
AUGUCAGACCAUAGAACUCAAUCGGUUUUUUCUUAUCCUUCACCCGCUACAAAUCCACCACCAAAAACAGAUAUAUCUCUACGAGAAAUUUUAGAUACAUAUCGUGAUAAUAAUGAUUUAUUGAAACAAAUUCUCGCAACAAAGGCUGAAGAGGAUAAGAGACGUGCUGAAGAAGAAAAGUAUAAAACUGAAGCUGUACGUUUACAAUGUAAACAAGUGGAAUUAGAGAUGUUAAAAGAGCAAAAGAAACCACCAACUAUUAUCACUGGAGUACCACCGAUGAAUACAUCAAGUAGCUUUAAUAUGAAAUCACCUUCAGAUAUCAGUAGCCCGUACCUACCGAUACCACCGCCAAAUGAUACCCAUUUUUCUGCCAAUGCCACUACACCAACAAGCGCGACACGCUUGUCACCACCAUCAUCUUCCAAUGACAAUGUAUCUUAUAAUCACAAUGGAAUAUCUUCACACAACAAUUCCUAUAAUCCGUUGAGCCAAAGACCCUCACUAACAUUAUCCAUCCCUUCAUUCCCAAUUAUAACGGCAUCUCCAACUACGAUGCAUAACCAGCAUCCAUUUUCUACUCCUACAAGCAGUGUUCAAGAGCAUCCUUCUUCUGCAUCAUCUCAAACAAAUCAUUAUUCUCAAAGUCCUACUACGGGUGGUAAACGUUCCAAACCUUCUUCAGAAUCAGAAGUUGACCAUGA